UGGCUGCGCUGUUUUCGUUGCUGGCUGCGCACGGCGCUAAAAAAUUCUAAGUGUACAAAAAAAAAAAGCAAAUUAAAUAUGAAACGAAGCGCUAGCGACACACCAAAUGUGCAAUAAUUUUCAUAGAUACGGCAAGUGCAUGCAAAUUUUGUUAAUGAAGUGAAAUAAAAUUGGAGAUUGCUCGCAUAAUAAUCGCCAUUUGAUGCAGUCACAAAUAUAAUUAUAAAUUAAAAAGUAAAGUUUGUCCAAUAAGAAAGCAACAACAACACCAACAACAAGUGACGCAGCUAGUGUGCGUGCGCGUUUGUGUGCAUGUUUAUGUGCUGAGUGUGUAUGGCUUGAAUAGAAGUGAUUACUCCAAUAAAACACGCCUAGUAGCGGAGCAACUAUAACGACAGCAACAACAACAACUACAACAAAAAUAGCUUGACCAUGGAACUGAGCAAUUUCUCAACAAAUAAGAAAAUGUCACGCGAGGAGCGUCGCUACUCAGUGCCGCAUGGCCCAAACACACCGCUGCCCCCGGCUGCUUCAGAGGAUUUGCAUGCCUGGUCCAUUUAUAGGCAAAAUCUGAACUCUGACUUCACCGACUCAGCGCUGGGCUCAUCCGACAAAUCACCGCUGCCAUAUGGAAAUUUCCAGCUACGCGACACAACAGUGCAAUCCAUAUUGAAUCAUCCACGCUAUGGUCCAAAAUCCCCGCUGGGUUCCAACAUGUACACAUAUUUAAAGUUUGGGCUGCCACGCGUUUUUCCUCCCAACGCCGGCUCACAGCGUUCCCAUCGUCCUGGACCGGGGCCGGGUGCCAUGGGCGUGCGUGGCCGUGUAAAUCGUGGCUUUCGCGAUAGCUCCGGCGGCGUUGGUGGCGUCGGUGGAGGUCCAGCUGCUGGGUCCUCCGGCUACGACAGCAGCGACAACGAAACGACACGCAGUCGCGUGCCGCCUAAUCUGAGAAAAUACCGCAGCGAGUCGGACUUCCGUGCCAUUGGCGGCAUACCACACUCGCGGCCAGAAUCACGGGCCCAAGGGGUGCCAGCAGCAGCGCUUAGGCAGGCCAACAGUCGCGCCAGCAUAGCCGUGGGCCAGCACAUCAAUGCCCACCAUCAGUAUAUGGGGAAUGGGGGAGGUGGCCACGGUGGCGGUGGCAAGCACUAUGGCCAUCGCUCGCACAGCGAAGCAGAUUUGUUAGGGGCCGGCGGGGAUGGGCUAGGCUACGGGGAUUAUGGUGAGUCGCGCAUCUACGGCAGCUCUCGGCAUCAUCACCAGCAGCAUCAGCAGACGCAUGGAAAUGGGAGCAGUCAAUAUGGACUGCAAGGGCGCAAACAGUCGAACAUUGGGCUCAUCUAUCCGAACAUACAAGUGCAUUGCCUCGAUGUAAAUCCCUGUCUGCGUGGGGUCUCACUGCAGGCCAAGGCAGGCGAUCUGUUUGCCAUUAUGGCGACGUCGCAGCGAGAGGGGACGGCGCUGGCCGAAUGUCUGGCAGGAUUGCGAGAGCGCAUGGGGGGCGAAAUUUUAAUCAAUGGCCAGCAGGUUAAUAGGCGGGGACUUCGCGAACUGUGUAGCUAUGUUCCCGCACUGGAUGUGUCAUCGCUGGAUCCACGCAUGAGCGUGCAGUGCACCCUCAACUUUCAUGCUGCUUUACGGGGACCCCUGGAUCGCAGCGAUUUAAAAGAGCGGAUGGAUGUGCUAAUUGAGGACCUGGGUCUGAACACGGUUCGUGCCUCGAAUGUAUCCACUCUUACGCAUUCGGAGAAGCAACGCCUUAGCGUCGCUUGUCAGUUACUUGCGCAGUCCUCGGUGCUCAUACUCGACCAGGUGACAAGUAACAUGGACAUUUUUGAUACAUUCUUCCUUGUGGAGUAUUUGCGCCAGUGGUGCAGUGGCGGACGCAUAGUUAUCAUGACUCUACAGCCGCCCACUUUCGAGAUCCUGUCCAUGUGCUCGGGCGUACUGUUGCUUUCCGGUGGUCGCACCGUCUUUUCGGGCAGCAGAGCUGAUCUGCCGCGCCACAUGGGCGAAUUGGGAUAUCCAUGUCCGCCCUUUAAGAAUCCUGCGGACUAUUAUCUUGACUUGGUUACCCUGGACGACUUGUCGGCAGCCGCCAUGCUAGAGUCCUCUGCGCGCAUAGAAUCCCUCGCAAACGCCUGGGAUCAAAUAAACUCUGAGCCCCCACUGGCCGCGCCUCCCGCUUCACUACCGAAUUUCACACUAAAAGCCGGCUUCUUUGGGCAGACAAAGGCGUUGAUUAAGCGGUUCGCUGGCUACAAACAACCUGGCUCAUUGCUUACCUGGAUUAGCAAGUUGAUUGCAGCGGCGGUGCUCUCCCUUUGUGUUGGCUGCAUCUUCUGGGACGUUCCCGCAUCAGAUCCACAAUUGGGUUACAACGAUCGCUUGGGCUAUCAUCAUUGCGUCAUGGCACUGGUCUAUUGGCCUCUCGUCAUGCUGACGAUUCGUGAUGCGCAGGAGGAUCGACGCCAUGCCGAGCGAGACAUACGAUUAGGCCUCUACUCAAGAAGUCUCUACAUCAUUGUCCAGAGUUUGUUUGGGCUCUUCCCGAGCUUAUGCAUUUGGCUGGCCUAUUUGUUGCCUGCACACAGUAUGGCUGGACUGUACACCUACUCCAACAGCAGUGACACGGGCAUUUAUCUUUACAUGGGCUACAUGCUUCUCUAUCUGACCGUCAUUCAAACGCUGGCCCUCUUCUGCGCGCAUCUCUUGCCAUGCAAGGUUUCCGCGACCAUUUUUAAUACGCUUAUCACCUUCGCGUUGACCGCUGUGGGUGGCUAUCUAUUGCAUCCGCGUAACCUCUCCAGGUUCUGGUCCUGGCUGCAAUUAGCCUCCCCCCAGCGCUGGCUUCUGCCCGUUCUGGUGCAGGACGAGUUCAGCGCGGAAACGUUGACGAACUCGGCGGGUCUGCAGCUGUGUCGCAACAAGCAGGUUCAGCAUCAGGAGAUUAUUGUGCAGCAACCAUGCCCGCCGCCCAACGGCACCCAAGUGCUAGUCGACUUCCAGUUGCUGCCGCAGCAACAUGUUCUCGAUCCCACAUUUAGCUACGAUCAGACCACAUCGGUGGCCUUGGUGCUGGCCUCCGUGCUUAUCUUCUUCCUGACUUUCUGCGUCUUUGUGUGCAAUUGCCGCGGCGUUUGCCGCAAGCAGCGCAGUCGGCGGUAUUAAACUGGAGCCUUAAUCGUAUCCUGCAGCAUUUCAUAAUUGCUAAA
Messenger RNA from Scaptodrosophila lebanonensis, 3218 nucleotides. RefSeq names its product ATP-binding cassette sub-family G member 8. The record is from RefSeq and is a predicted model, not a curated record. Gene Ontology annotation, cellular component: plasma membrane. The transcript is spliced from 9 exons. The coding region runs from base 433 to 3174 and encodes 913 amino acids. NCBI's taxonomy places the organism in Eukaryota, Metazoa, Arthropoda, Insecta, Diptera, Drosophilidae. Gene Ontology annotation, molecular function: ABC-type transporter activity; ATP hydrolysis activity; ATP binding.